AUGCAAGAAUUAUUUCGAUAUUUAUUUUUGAUUAUUUUUGCAUUAUUCGUUCUAUCUUUUCAUCAUAUUGAAUGUCGAAGUGCAUUACCACAAAAUAUAGAUCGUUUAAAAAGUUCAUUAAAACAUAUUGAUUAUCAAAAUCUUUGCAUGUUUCGAAAAAAUCGUCUAUGCAAUUUUCUACAUGAAAUGAAUAAUGCUACAUCUGAUGAAACAAAACAAGAUCAAGAACUGUGGAAACGUGGUCUUAGUCAAUUCUACAGCAUUCUGGGAAAAGCUCCAAGUGAAGCACUAACACAGCACGGUAUAGCACUUGCCAAGUUGCCAGAUUUUGGUUCAUUGGCAAUGUCCAAAUGCGUCUUAGCUUCACUGCAAAACUAUAAUUGUGGUCGUGAUAUGAUAUCUCUUUCAUCUAUUCUAAGCGUUUUGAAUACUACUGUAGUAUUGAAAGGUAUACCACAACAUUUCAAAAGUUCAGAUGGCGACUUUAUGACAUUAUUAAAUGUAAUGGAUCAAAUAUUACUUGUUAAGCAAUCUGUACCAUCGAAAGAUUUUCGUUUAGAAAGAGUUUGUAAAGCGAAAGGUUUGACCGGUAUUCAACAUAUUUUAAAACAAGCAUUGAGACGUCAAACAAAUUUAGAAAAAGCAUUUAAUUUAUCUGUGGAUUAUCGUACAAAAGCACAAAUUAAAUCAAACGAUUGGGAAUUAAUUGCCAAAUCACUAUUAGCUGGAUAUUCUAGUAAUGUAUUUGCAUCAAUGAAGGAACUACAAGAUAGAUCUCAGCUUUAUAUUCGAUACAAUAAUUCAGCAGAUAACGAUAUUGCCGAAUUAGAUUCACAGUCCGUUCUAGCUCGAACAACCACCAAAGAUCCCCCAUCCUUCGUUUUAGUUCGAGAUAUUCGUUAUUCGACGUCAGUCCGUUCGAAAGCUUUACUUUCAUUUGUUGGUGAGAUUAAACCUGAAUGGGUUGAGUAUGGAAUUACGCGUCAAUUAAAAUUAACUUCUGAAGAAGAAAAUCGUCUAAACAGCAACAAUAUAUUUCAAAAUGCUCUAGCGAAAUUCUCUCAUCGAAUUAGCAUGCUUUUGAAUAAUACAGCUAAAGCUGCUAUCCUAUCGGGCCCAGCAGGCACUGUUUUCACCUCUGAACUACAUCUUCGACAAAACAUGGUAGAAGAAUUUCACUUUCAAUUAGAAAAUAAAAAUCCGCCUAAAUCAACACAAUAUACGAAUCUAGCUCGAAAUUUGGAAAGUGUGAUGAAAAUGCCGCAGAUAUUUAGACCAAUGCAAUGGCGUUGGCAAAAUCAAAAACAAGUGAUCAUAACAGUUAACUGUAAUACAUCAACAAAGACUUGUGAUAUAACAGUGAACGCAAGAAAUUCAGAAUAUCAAAAUGUGAAAAAAGAAUUCGCUUCAUUUUUGAGAUGGUUACAGGAUUGUGCUGUCAUUCGACAUCCGAAUUCGGGUAAGUGA
This is a messenger RNA of Rotaria sp. Silwood1, 1467 nucleotides long. Lineage: Eukaryota; Metazoa; Rotifera; Eurotatoria; Philodinida; Philodinidae. The record is from the annotation of a GenBank genome assembly.